Molecule: messenger RNA, 1560 nt
Organism: Talaromyces atroroseus
Lineage: Eukaryota; Fungi; Ascomycota; Eurotiomycetes; Eurotiales; Trichocomaceae
Exons: 5
Coding region: 1-1560 (519 amino acids)
Biological process (GO): carboxylic acid metabolic process
Molecular function (GO): isocitrate lyase activity
Source: RefSeq, a predicted model, not a curated record
AUGGCGAUCAUAGAAAUCGACCUCGAUGCUGAACAAGCAGCCUUCGAAAAGGAGGUUGCAGAAGUUGAGGCGUGGUGGAAGUCUCCUCGACAUGCUGCGCUGAGACGCGCCAGGCGGGUGGUAAUGCUACGGCAUAGUCAACGCAGAGAAUAUGCAUCUAGCACUCAGGCCAUGAAGCUAUGGAACAUACUGCAGGAGCAUCUACGAAAUGGAACACACGAGCUUACAUACGGUGCUACCGAUCCGGUGGUCAUUGGCCAGAUGGCUAAAUACCAACAGACAGUGUACGUCUCUGGCGCUGUCUGCGGCACAACUCGCGUCCUAGAGCCAGGCAUUGACCAUGCAGACUAUCCAUGGGACACCGUUCCCAAAAUCAUCGAUCAAAUCUACCACUCUCAGAUGUGGAAUGACCAACGCCAGCGGAAUCUCCGCAUGUCACGUACUCGAGAAGAGAGAUCCAAGAUGCCCUUUGUCGACUACAUGGCGCCCAUUAUCGCAGAUGGAGAUAUGGGAUUUGGUGGAUUAACGUCUACUAUCAAGAUGGCCAAGGCAUUUGUGGAAGCUGGAGUUGCAAUGAUCCAUGUCGAUGAUUUGGCAUCUGGUAUGAAGCGGUUUACUAUCGGUCAGGGUCGCACUUUGGUUCCUAUUUCGGAAUAUGAGUCGCGACUCUGCGCUGUGAGGAUGCAGUUUGAUAUCAUGGGUGCAGAUACAAUGCUAUUACUUCGGUCAGACUGCAUCAAAGCUGAAUUCAUCACCUCCUGCAUCGACCCGCGAGACCACGAAUAUAUAGUCGGCGCAACAGCGCAGAACAUCGAGCCCUUCACCGCAGCCAUGACACGAGCAAUUGAAGGUGGAGAAACCAAUCCAGUCGUAGUACGAAAGCAAUGGGCACAGACAGCCGGACUUAUGACUUUUGAUGACGCAGUCAAAUCCCAGGCUGAUAGUGAAGACCAAUAUCUUUCCUAUAAUGCCGAGAUAUCAAAGGCAGAAACAGCAUUGUCGCUAGCACAAAGGCGAGAGAAAGCUCGGCAGGCGUUGGGUAAGGAUGUAUAUUUUGAUUGGGAGCUGCCUCGCAGUUUGCAAGGUCAGUAUAUGUAUAAGUGGUCUGUCAAAGCAGCGAUAGAGCGGUGUCUUGCUGCUGCACCUUUUGGUGAUCUUUCAUGGCCACGCAUGGAUUUUCCUGAUGAAAAAAUCGUCAGCGAAAUCCACAAUGCCGUCCGAGCUCACUAUCCAAACCGCAUGUUCGGAUAUGGCUACACAAACACUUACGACUGGGAAGGAAACGGAUUCUCCCUUCAAGACAUCAAAGAAUAUCCUUCGCGCGUGGCCAAACAUGGCGCAGUCUUCCAAAUCCAGCCCACGUGGCCAAUUCAGGGCUUCCGGCAUUAUGCGGACCAGUGCUGUGAGGUCUUGCAUCGGGAUGGUAUUGCAGGCUACUAUGAGGAGAUACAAAAGCCUGCUCUGGCAAGGCCGGGUAUUGGAGGAGACAGUACGCUAGAGUUGAGCGGUGCAUAUUUAGCGGAUGCUUUUUUUGCGACGAUUGGCGCAAGGGAUACGUGA